Molecule: messenger RNA, 1237 nt
Organism: Aaosphaeria arxii CBS 175.79
Lineage: Eukaryota; Fungi; Ascomycota; Dothideomycetes; Pleosporales
Product: aldolase
Exons: 1
Coding region: 29-937 (302 amino acids)
Biological process (GO): N-acetylneuraminate catabolic process
Cellular component (GO): cytosol
Molecular function (GO): N-acetylneuraminate lyase activity
Source: RefSeq, a predicted model, not a curated record
CCCAACCCCACACAUAACAUAAGUCACAAUGGGCAGCGCAGCGACACCACAAGAGCUCACCGGCAUACUCGUCGCGCUCGUCACACCUUUCGCUGAAGAUGGAUCGAUAUCCGAAGAACGACUCGGCUCUCACAUCAACCGCCUCAUCGACGCAGGCGUUCACGGUCUGGUUCCUGGCGGCACAACUGCUGAGUUCACAGCAUUGAGCCCCGCCGAGCGCAAGCAGAACCUCGAGCUUGUCAUCAAGUAUGCCAAAGGCCGCGUGCCAGUGGUAGCUGGCAUUGGUGCUUUGUAUACUUCGGAGGCUGAGGACUAUGCCGUCCAUGCGGCAAAAGCUGGCGCUGCUGCGAUCAUGGCCUUGCCGCCCUUCUACGAUGCUCCAAACUUGGACCAAUUGAAGGAAUUCAUGGGAGCUAUCCACAAAGCUGCUAACCUGCCCAUCGUGUACUAUAACAUUCCCUCGGCGACUGGUGUCAAUCUUACACCAGCUGAGCUCGCCAGCCUGAGCGACUACGGCGUCACAUACCUCAAGGACACCUCUGGCAACGCACCAGCAUUCACAGAGCUUCUCUUCGGACACGCCGAUAAGAUCACCGCAUUCAAUGGCUGGGAUACUCUCACGUUCUACGGAAUCGCUGCAGGAGCCAAGGGUGGCGUAUGGGGAGCAGCCAACGUCAUUCCCGACCUGGCAGUCGAGCUAUGGAACACCGUUGCCGUGAAGAAGGACUUGGUGAAGGGCAGAGAGCUAUGGGAGAAGAUCUGGCCGAUCUGUGCAUUCUUGGAGGAGUUCAAUUACCCAAGUGCCGUCAAGACUGCUUUGGAGCUGCAAGGCAUUCAAACUGGUGGGUUGAGGAAACCAUUUGCUUUGCUCAAAGGCGAGCCUAGGACACGACUGGUUGGCUUGCUGAACUCGGCGGGAUUGAAGACCGUAGAAUAGAUGUUACGAGAUAUGAAAAACGUAUAUGAUAUGAGAUUAUUGAAUUGGAAUUUAAUUAAAAUUCUUUACAGCUUAAUUGCAAUUUGAGAUGUAUCAUGAAGAAACCAUACUGUGUAGGGGAUUGAUACAUACCCCGCCAUACGACGUAAAAAAGGAUGCACAUCACAAACCAUACCCCACCAGAGCAUGUGACUACGUGUUUGAAUGCCGACAAGACCAAAAGAAUUGGCCCGGGAACGGCGUGUUGACUCGGUACGUAAGACCCCGUCGUAUCCAGUAUGUGAACAGAGAAUCCGACAC